Acaulospora morrowiae is the source of this 1809-nucleotide messenger RNA. NCBI's taxonomy places the organism in Eukaryota, Fungi, Glomeromycota, Glomeromycetes, Diversisporales, Acaulosporaceae. The record is from the annotation of a GenBank genome assembly.
AUGGAAGAAAAAGUUAUGAAUAAUGUCAGCGCUUCCUCAGACACGAAGGUCGGUGUAAAAGAACCAACAGCUGAAGCUACAAACUACCAAAAUAAAAGUGAGACGACCCAAAAUGCUUUAAGUAUUCCAACAAUUAAUGUUUCAAGUCAAAUAUCACAAAAAAAUGACGCGGACACAGCGGGUAGCAAGUUAGAGGGCUCAAAUGCUGCUUCUUUUUCCGACGCAGAACAAGACUCAGCGACAAUAAUAGCAAGUUUUUGGCGCUGCCAUCGCAAGUCUAGGGAAAAUAAAGGAAAAAUAUUAUCUGCCAAGUCGCGAGACAAACAUAAAAGAGCCGGAGGCGAUAAAGUUUGCAUGCAUCUAUCUGAUAAUUGUCCAGCAUGGACACAUUGGAAAGAAUUACUUGAAGCUAUCGAAGAACGGAUACGUAUGAAAAGCAUGAUGAAUGAACUUCCAAGCACCAAUCAAAAGUUGGGGAUCGCAAUUUCCGUGGUUGAGCGUAUCGCAAAGGGUGCCGCGAAAAAUCAACAUCUCUGGCUAAUAUUAGACACCGAGCAUUGGCUAGAGAUCUGUGAUAACCGUCAUCGAUAUGGAGCAAAUUUAAAGGUAUAUCAUGAUUAUUGGCUUAGCACAAACACACCAGAAAAUUUCUUUUAUUGGCUAGAUGAAGGAAAUGGCAAGGAUCUGAGUAUACCAGGAUGUGAACGAAGUCUAGUUGAACGUCAGCGAGUGAAGUAUCUUACACGCGAAGAGCGAUUAGAUUACGAAGUAAUAUUCAAGGAUGGAUUAUUAAUAUACAAGAAAAGCGAGAAACCUGUUCAUACCAAUCCACCUUCCAUCGACGGAGUUGGAUCAUCAGCCAUAGCAUCAUUACACGCAUCUGAAGCAUCUGAAAAUGACACCGGUCGCCCAUCAUCACCUACACCGAGCUCAACGGGCAGUCUAAAUGAAAAUGAUACAUCUCAUUUAACGCACAAACGUUAUGAUAGCGGCACGAACGGUGUGCGAGAAAAAUGGAUCUAUGUCACAGAUUGUCAAGGGAGAUUUUACGUGGGAAGAAAAAUCAAAGGUCAUUUUCACCACUCGUCAUUCCUUGCAGGUGGUGCUAUAUGUGCUGCCGGUGGAAUUAAAGUUCGUGAAGGAGAACUAAUUUCCAUCAAUCCAAAUUCGGGUCAUUACAAGCCAGCGCAACGCCAUUUCAAAGCUCUUAUUGAAAGAUUAAGCAAUAAUGGUGUAAAUAUAAGUAAUGUUAAAGUGGUCUAUCCUGACGACCUCACAGAGCAACGUCUAAUGGCAAAGUACAAGGUCAGACGUGUUGCACAAUUGAAAAUGAUGUACAACGCGUUUGGUCAAGAUGUAGAGCAAGCGGUCAAUCAACAAUUUGACUCUGUAGAUCGGUAUGUUACUAAAACGUCACAUGAUUUCAAGAAGAACAUAGAAUUAUUUCUUAGAGAGGGUAAAGAGACACUUCGUGAGUGGUUUGAUUUAACGAGCUCUGACCAUAAACCUCUCGAAAAUGAUGUCAAUCAUAAUCGGGUUGAAAAUAAUACCGGAGGAAGUGACCUUCUCGAGUCUAAUGGUCAACCUACAAGCGAUACAUGUGACAAAAAGAAAAUUAAGGUUAAACAUGAGCGGAAAUUUAGUGGGUUUUUACAGGAAAUUUUUACGGGCGUUGCAUUAUUUUUUACAACUCCCUUGGACCAAAAAAACACAGUCGCGGCCAAAAAAGAUAAUGAACACAAUGAGCUAGUGGAUGAACCUGUUAAUUUAUCCUCAGAAAGUACUGUGCAAUAUAGAGUAGUCGCAUAA